CCCAUUGUUAUCUACUCAUUAACUUCAUUCCCAUUUCAAGCUUUCUGGUUUUUGGCCCUCCAUUUUCUUCUGUUCCAAUGGCCAAGAACAUUUCAAGAUUGAAUCAUAAUAACUACAAAGCAUUUCAUGUUUUGGGGCUUUUUAGUCUUUUGCUGUUGAUCCAGAAAGGUGGUGCAUAUCAGUUCAAGGUUGGUGAUUCAAAUGGUUGGACACUCCCUACUGAUUAUAGUGCUCUCAACUAUGAUAAAUGGGCACAAAAAAACAGAUUUCAAGUCGGAGACACUCUACUGUUCGUCUACCCAGCAGACAAAGACUCAAUGUUUGAAGUAAACUGCGAUGACUACAGAAACUGCAACACAGCAAACCCCAUUGCAAAACACAGUGACGGCCACACAGUGUUCAAGUUCAGCCAAUCCGGGCCAUUCUACUUCAUAAGUGGAGUCAAAGACAACUGUCUCAAGAAAGAGAAGUUGCAUGUGAUUGUCAUGGCAGAUCGAACCAACAACCAAACCACCGUUGCUUCUCCUCCACCUUCAGGAUCAUCAACGAAAACUCCCGCUCCAGCCCCCGCUCAUCAGGAGCCUCCCUCUCCACCCCCGGCACCAGUACCGAUGACCCCAUCUCCGGCUCCUUCUACUUAUCAGACCCCUCCUCCGAGUGGUUCAGUAGAGAUAAACCCAUCUCCCGCUCCUGCCGCUGAUCAGACGCCUUCUAAAAAGAGUGGUGCAUCUUCCAUUGUCAUGAGUUUUAUUGGUUCCAUUGGAGCUAUUCUGGGUUCAUCUCUUCUUUUGGCUUUCUAACUCAGUGAUUUAAAGUAAGAGUUGGAUUGAACUUACUUGUUUUUUUGUUUUUUGAUUGCUCGUGAUUUUUUUCACCUUGAUUUCAGUGGGUUCAUCUGGGUCUUCAAGGUCGAUUUGUAUUUGAUAUUUGUUGUUUGAUAUAGUUAAGGAAUAAGCUGAGUUUGUGUAUACUCUUGGUUAAUUAUAUCGUUACCAUGUAAAAACAACCUAUAAAAGGAAAUAAAUUGGUUUUGUGACA
Messenger RNA from Camellia sinensis, 1038 nucleotides. Its product is annotated as early nodulin-like protein 9. Lineage: Eukaryota; Viridiplantae; Streptophyta; Magnoliopsida; Ericales; Theaceae. Gene Ontology annotation, molecular function: electron transfer activity. The record is from RefSeq and is a predicted model, not a curated record. Gene Ontology annotation, cellular component: plasma membrane.